This is a messenger RNA of Gossypium raimondii (Peruvian cotton), 1612 nucleotides long. RefSeq names its product E3 ubiquitin-protein ligase RGLG4. The record is from RefSeq and is a predicted model, not a curated record. Lineage: Eukaryota; Viridiplantae; Streptophyta; Magnoliopsida; Malvales; Malvaceae. Bases 421 to 1398 code for a protein of 325 amino acids. The transcript has 12 exons.
AGUGCUUUCGCAAAGAGUGGUUUAUAAUCCAAUAGCAUAUUAAGCUUCUUAAAAAAAACCAGGAGCAUCUUGUUUGGCUGAAGAAAAGAACAAUUUUGGUUCCUUUCGUCUCACAUAACAUAAGGAUUUCUGCACCAAAUAUUCGGGUUUGCUUUGAUGAAAUGAGAUGCAAAUUUUUGAAUAUUUAAAAAAAAGAACAUCCAUGGCCGCCGCACCGCUGCAAAUUUCUACUCGAGGAGGGGAAAGCACUGCUCCGAUUAAUGAACCUUCCGGGCCACAAAGAAAACAAUCUACAAAGCAUAAGUAUGGGUUUAUUCCUGAUCAUUUCUCAACCUUCGAUCAGGUUACCCAGGCUUUAAGAGAAGCUGGUCUAGAGUCGUCUAAUCUCAUACUCGGAAUCGAUUUCACGAAAAGCAAUGAAUGGACAGCCCGUACGUCAAUGUUUUUAUUGAAGGCAAAGUAUCAUUCAACAACCGGAGUCUACAUGCAAUUGGUGAUACACCAAAUCCGUAUGAGAAAGCCAUCUCCAUCAUCGGAAAGACUCUGGCUCCAUUUGAUGAAGACAACUUGAUACCUUGUUUCGGCUUUGGUGACGCUACCACGCAUGAUACGGAAGUGUUUAGCUUCCACAAUGAUCAUUCAUCUUGCCAUGGAUUUGAAGAAGUCUUAGCUUGUUACAGAAAGAUUGUUCCAAACUUGAGACUAGCUGGACCAACUUCUUACGCACCUGUAAUCGAUGUUGCUGUUGACAUUGUGGAAAAUAGUGGUGGUCAAUUCCAUGUCUUAGUUAUCAUUGCAGAUGGCCAGGUCACACGAAGUGUUAAUACAAGUGACAGAGAGCUCAGUCCACAAGAAGAAAGUACAAUCAAUUCAAUUGUGAAUGCAAGCUUAUACCCACUGUCGAUUGUUCUGGUUGGUGUUGGUGACGGACCUUGGGAUGAUAUGAAGAAAUUUGAUGAUAAGAUUCCGGCACGCGAGUUUGACAACUUCCAGUUUGUUAAUUUCACAGGGAUUAUGUCCAAAAAUAUAAGUCUAAAAGAGAAGGAAACUGCUUUUGCGCUUGCUGCUCUCAUGGAAAUCCCUUUACAGUACAAAGCAGUGAUAGAACUUGGCAUUCUUGGACAACGAACUGGAAAAGCCAAGAAAGUAGUUGCACGGCCUCCCCCAGUUUCCUACCGUAGACCUACACCUGCUCCACCUGAGCGUAUGCCGAGCAAUGUCUCAUCAUCAUCACCUGCGGAUGAUCAGACCCAGGCUACAUGCCCAAUAUGCCUUACGAAUACAAAGGACUUGGCCUUUAAUUGCGGGCAUACGACUUGCAGGGAAUGUGGGUCAAAAGUGUCGAAUUGUCCAAUAUGCCGCCAAAGGAUUACUAAUCGUCUUAGGCUGUUUACUUGAUUUCCAUAUUUAUGUACAGCUUUCCAAGUGUUGAUGAUUUCAGACUCAGUAAAUCAUUACUUAGGUUUAUUUUAUUUUAUUUUAUUUUACAAAUUUAAUUUAUACUUGUUGGGUGAGGAUUUGAAUUUCUGCGUUAAGAUAUUAGUUUGCUCAUAUAUAAAAGUAGUUUGUUUCAGAUAAUUAUCAAUAAAUACCUAGGUUUUUUUCUGAAGAA